AUAGUCCGUUUCUUUGACAAUGGAACGUCAAAACUUAUCCGACCCUUGGGCACUGCACAGUAUUUCAGUUAUUUAAUUGGUUUUUCAUGAUAUCUUGGCAAAAUGAAGUCAGUUCAGUUUAUUAGAAAGAUAAGGGGUCCACCAAUUUAUAAUUUGAACGUAUGCUGCUACUCACGACCAUUGAAGUUACAAGUGCGACACAGUGCUGGAUGUUCAAACUUGAACAAGUUUACUCCUCUUGUAUCAAGUGUGCGAAACUUAGGACUUGGACCGACAUCGAAGGACUUCGGCGAAGCAUCGACCAACACCAUAACUACUCCCUUGACGAAGCUACAUGUGAAAGAACUCGUGCGACAUUUGACUGAUGAUGAGAGGAAAUUACUAUAUUCCACCCUAAACGAAUAUGAAUCUAAUAGAAUUAAAGAAGAAUUUGAAGACACAUUAGCGGGUCAAAGAUGGAGAACUAAGCUAGGCCGGCCAAGCAGAGUGCCCACACUAGGGGAUGUGGACCCCACCGGUACCUACUGCCCCAUGCCCGAGGACUGGCUCAAGAAGAAAUACAAAUUGGAAACAGUACAAAAGCCCAGUACAAGGGAACUCCUACAUUUAUCCUUCGCAAAUUCAAUACCAUUUGUUGGGUUUGGAUUUUUGGACAACUUCAUUAUGAUUAUUGCUGGCUGUGAAAUAGGCGACUCGAUCGAGAGCAGCAUGAGCGCGUACAUCACGCUCUCGACCAUGGCGGCGGCGGCGCUGGGCAACACGUUCAGCGACGUGAUCGGCAUCGGCUCCUCCUGCUACGUGGAGCGCGCGGCCGCACGCAUCGGGCUGCGGCCGCCGGCGCUGUCGCCCGCGCAGCUCGACAUGCCCGUCAGCAGACGGUUCGCUAACAUGGGUCGCGUGCUCGGCAUCACGGUGGGCUGCUUCCUGGGCAUGAUCCCGCUGCUGUUCAAGGACGACGAGAAGAAGCCCGACGACCAGUCCGCCGACCAGUCCAGCGACAAGUCCACGGCCGCCAAGGAGACCAGUAAAUAGGCUAUAAUUACUGCGAUAUUGAUGUCGAUUCUGAAAUCACAAACUUUAAUUUACACUGACUUACAAAAACAAAACAAACAUAGGGUCGAAUUUCAAACAAAGAAUUUAAGGUUUUGACAGCACUAAAAUUAGAAUUUGUGCUUCAGAAUCGACAUCCUUGUAGCGCGAUAUUCCCGCGACUCUUAAGAAAAUCUGCCGAAUUUACUCGACAAGUAUAUGCUCAUAGAUAUAAGCUGUAUCCACGCGUAUUUCUUUUGAUGCUUCAUUUCAAAUUCAAUUUAUAAGUAGUUUUUCUCUGAUAUUCAGAUAAGGAAAUCGUGAGAUAGAACUGUGACUAGUAGCCAUGAGAGCCUCAGGGGUCAGUAUUUCAUAGAAUCACAAAAUGUUAUAAGUAUAG
Messenger RNA from Plutella xylostella (diamondback moth), 1429 nucleotides. The record is from RefSeq and is a predicted model, not a curated record. Lineage: Eukaryota; Metazoa; Arthropoda; Insecta; Lepidoptera; Plutellidae.